Molecule: messenger RNA, 3435 nt
Organism: Xyrauchen texanus (razorback sucker)
Lineage: Eukaryota; Metazoa; Chordata; Actinopteri; Cypriniformes; Catostomidae
Product: rab effector MyRIP-like
Exons: 16
Coding region: 1-3396 (1131 amino acids)
Biological process (GO): intracellular protein transport
Cellular component (GO): cortical actin cytoskeleton
Molecular function (GO): actin binding; small GTPase binding; myosin binding
Source: RefSeq, a predicted model, not a curated record
AUGGGGCGUAAGAUGGACCUGUCUGGUCUGACAGAUGAUGAAGCAGAUCACGUACUCAGAGUUGUACAGAGAGACAUGCAACUGCGUAAGAAGGAAGAGGAAAGACUUGGUGAAAUGAAGCAGGAAUUGGAGGAGGAGGACAGUCGCUGUUUGCUUCUGUCCAAGCAGCACAAGUUCAACGAGCACUGCUGCAUCCGUUGCUGUUCUCCGUUCACCUUCUUUCUGAACCCCAAACGCCUGUGUCUGGACUGCCACUAUAACGUCUGCAAAUCCUGCUGCACCUACAACCGGAGUGAGAGGGGCUACAUCUGUGCCGCCUGCCAGAAGAGUAGGCUCUUAAGAACCCAGUCUCUGGAAUGGUACUACAAUAACGUGAAGAGUCGCUUUAAGAAAUUCGGCAGCGCCAAAGUGCUCAAGACUCUCUACAGGAAGCACAUCAUCGAAAGAGGAGCAUUAUCAGAGUUACCAGAGGUCAGUGCUUAUGAAGGCAGUGUUGAUAAUGGCAGUGUCUGUGAUGGUAGCGACUCCACACUCUACAAGCAGAGUGAAGGUCACAGCAUGGCAGAGACGCUCACCGUUGCUCUACGUGUUGCAGAGGAGGCAAUAGAGGAAGCAAUCGCUAAAGCAGAGAGCUACAGAGAUAGCCUGGAAAAACAGAAUGAGGCUCGUUAUUUGCAGGACCAUAAAGAAGAGCUCAUAGAGGAACUGGCCACUACCAUUGUUCAAAAAAUAAUUCAGCGGGGGAAGCGGUCUGAGAUUCAGGCUGAGUAUGAGUUUGUAUGGCCUCAAGUUCAGAGUAGCGAUCUUCUGUCCCCUACCUCAACACAAAACACACAAGCAACACAACAUUCACACACCUCCUCUCAGUACGGAGCAGUAGCCCAGCCCGACAUAACCAAGAGGUCAAGAUCAGCAAUCUUGACAAGUGACGAUUCUCCAGAGAAGGUCCCUGAGGUGGGUAUGGCCCUGGGGGGCCCAGAGAGUGCAGAGGUCAAAACAGACAUUCAGAACUACUCUUCACUCAGGAGAGAGUCCAGAGCAUUAUCACUUCCGGGCUGGAAGAGUGUUGACCGCCUGGACAACUCUAGUGCGUCAUCAGUACUGCAGUCCCCGGAUGGUAACUGGAUCGCCCUGCAGAGCUCCCAGCAUUCCCGGCCCAGUCUACUAACCAAGCGCAAGAGCCUCGUUUUCAGCGUGCUUGAGAAGGAAUCAGGUGUUGUGUCUGCAUAUGACGAGAUGGGCUCCAAUUCGGACCCCGAAGACCAGGGAAGCUGGGGAGCCGCCCUGUUACAGUUUCGUAGCCGUCUCUCAGAUGAGACAUACUAUACUGACUCUCAACACGACCCUGAAUGGACGUACACACAACACCUGCCUGUGACGUCACCCUCCUCGGGUCAGUACACCAACACUGAGACCCUCAACACAGACUCUGAGACAUCUUCCACCCCAUCAACCAGAGCACGCAGGCCUGCCCAUGUUACACCCCCAAGGAAUAAAGGGCCACCUGAACAACACCUGUAUCAACCCUACAGACAUACACCAAGCAGUGCAGCUUCCCCCCUGCUUAGACCAGAGGUGUUGGAUGUGAACUUUAACCCCCGUUUGGGAGGGGACAGUAGUGAUGGGGAGGACCGGAGCGAGCAGGUCAAAAGGUCACGGAGGCGCAGAAAGAGCAAGCGUGAGACAACGGAGCACAGCCAAGCACAGAAUGCGCUGUACAGUGCUGCCACCGCGGAGAACAGUGCUCUCCUCCUCAAUGCCAUGAUGAUGCGCCGACAGCAGAGUCAGGAGACUCCGGGCCCUCUCAGUUACCAGACUCUAGAUACUGUGACCCCUCUUGAGCUUUUGACCGCUGGAGCCUUGACCCCUGAAUCUGACUAUCAAAGCACAGUGGCUCACAACUCUAGUGCCGCCAGUAAACCAAUGCUGAGCCAACCAGGAGCCAGCAAACAAGGGUUCAGCAUUCAUUUUAAUGAAACAUUGGAACAGGGACUGAGAUCCAAACACUGUGAGCUGGUCGGCCAAGUCAGUGAAAGGGAUGUGAUGUCAUCUGAUCUUGAAACAGUCAGAGAAGCUGGCAACGAAAGUGAGAAACUGAGACCAAAGGAGAGGCGCGAAAGUAAACGACACAAGCAGGCCGAUAAAGAGAUUGAGAAGCUGAGUGAACAGUGGUUGGAAAGACAAACAGUUCAAGAGAUGGAUACAAGUAAAGCAAUAAGACAGAUAAAUGUCGAGCGAGAGAUGAAGAGGGAGAGGGGACGACAGAAAGAGAUAGAGAGGCAAGUAGAAAGAGAGCGAGAGAGGCAAAGGGAACUGGAGAAACAAAUCGAUAGUGACAGAGAAAAGGAAAGAGAAAUAGAAACACAGGUUGAGAGGAAACAGGAAAGACAAAGAGAAAUAGAGAAACAACUGGAAAAAGAGCGGGAGAGACAAUCAGAGAUUGAUCGAGAGCUUGAGAAGCAAAGGAAAAGCAUAGGCAUGGGAAGACAUGCACAAAAAGAACCUGUAGUGAGAGCAAAAUCCAAAGAGGAAGAGAAACAGGAAGUGGCCAGUACAACAGAGGAAAUAUCAGGUAGAGCAAUGGAGCAAAACAAGAAUUUGGAGGAAGACAGUGAUGAAACAGAGAAGUCCAUUGGGGAAAAGGUGAGGAGAAUAUCACCGCUGAGAAACAAAUCAGAAACAGGGUUAGAAGAACAAGAAAAUCCUGAGUCAAAGAUAACAAGAUCUACAAGCGCAUCUCCAGACUCCACCCCCUGUAGUCUGGAGGAGCCAGCGUCUCCAUCUGAGGGUGGUCUAAACGAUUGUGCUUUACAGCAGAAGCUUCUGUUACUCUCAUCUCUCUUACAACAGAAGUACUCCGCCGCGUCUUUAUGCAGCAUUACCACAGAGGUUCUGAAGGUUUUAAAUGCCACAGAGGAAUUGCUUGACCCUUCUCCGGCUAGCACACCACUGUCACCUGGCCCAGGAAACAGGAAGUUGGACCAGCACCUCACAAAGAUGGAGGAAAAUGUGUAUUUGGCUGCUGGUGCUGUGUACAGCCUUGAGGGGGAGCUGAGUGACUUAGAAGAAUGUGCUCGCAGCAUCAGCAGCUCCACCACAGAAACUGAACUGGCUUUCCUUGAAGACCAGGUGGCCACUGCUGCUGCUCAAGUGCAGCAGUCUGAGCUCCAGAUCUCAGAUAUUGAGGCAAGAAUAUCCGCUCUCAAGUCUGCAGGUCUGAAUGUAUCUACAUGCACACAGUUUUCCAAGUACAAGUCUAAACCUAUGCCCCAGACACUGGACUCUUCACGCCAUCAGAGGAGAAAGCUGCCUGCUCCUCCUCUCAGAAAUCUAUCAUCAGAAAAGGAAGUCAAACCUGAGCCACAGGUGAGAUCUAUGAAGCCAUUACAACAGUGAGUCGUUUCAUGUCACAAUCGUGACAUGUUUCUCAAAUAU